Molecule: messenger RNA, 7631 nt
Organism: Ficedula albicollis (Collared flycatcher)
Lineage: Eukaryota; Metazoa; Chordata; Aves; Passeriformes; Muscicapidae
Gene: SENP5
Product: SUMO1/sentrin specific peptidase 5
Exons: 10
Coding region: 611-2332 (573 amino acids)
Biological process (GO): protein desumoylation
Cellular component (GO): nucleus
Molecular function (GO): deSUMOylase activity
Source: RefSeq, a predicted model, not a curated record
UUCAGAAGUCCUGGCAGCAAGCUGUUUUUGAAGAUCACAAUGCAGCAGAAGAAUGAAAAGCCAUAGAAGACAUUUGCUUUGGCAAAGGAGUCAGCUGCUGGCCCAGUCUGGAAGAUGGACCACUGGUUUUGGGAAGCUUGGGAAAUACUGCUUCCAAAAGCAAGUUUUCCUUACUUAGAAGAGAAGACAGAGUGCUCAGCUAUUUGUGACCUUAAAUCACAACAAACAGUGCAGAAGGAAGACACUUGAGCUCCAAAGCAGGUGGGCUCCUGGUGUGCUUCUAAGUGCAGAAACCAGUCCAAAAACGACUGUUUGCAGUAGUUACAAAACUAUUGAGUGCAAAAAGAUCCUGUCCCUAUCAAGCUUGUCUGGAGAAGCAGUAAGGAAACUCAACAAUGAAUCCUUUCAGAGUGAAGAUCCCUUGAAUGAAGAAUUUGAAACUGUUGCUGUUUUCAAUAGCAUCUCUGGCCAUAUCCAUUAUGUCUCAUGUGGCUGGCUGGAAGGUGCUGCCUUACCUGUAAAGAAAGGUGGUUUUGUAUAUAGAGGGGAGGAGAGCAAUAAUAAUGAGGGCAACACAGUCCUGGUAGUUUUAAAACAACUAUAAAAGGAAAUGCUGUUGCAAAGGGAGUGGAAUGGAACUUGUGGCCCCUUGACAGCUCUAAAGAGGUCCAAAUUUAACCAUCAUACUGUAAAAAAGAGAUUUUUAUUUAUGAUGCAUAAGAAACUUUCUAUGGUUAGGUUUCGGUAUAGAAUCAUAAAAUUCCCGAAACUUCGAGCAAGAGGCAAGAAUUGCAAAUUAAGAAAAAUCAAGCGACGGUGGGUGCAGAAAGUUACAAGGGACCAUCAAGAAACACUUCAGCGGGAUUUUGAAAGUGGAUUGUGUAAUUUGUUUUCCUCCUGGAAAUCUAAAAGUAAGCGUCUUUGGAAGCGGUACCGCUUAUCAGAUAUGAACAAUAAUACACCCAAAUCUCUAGGAGCGGAGAGUGAAAUAUGUGCACCUGAGAUCUGCCACACACAGGAUGUGUCUGCUGAGCCGUGUUCUGAGGAUCCAGCAUCCAGAGGGCAGGAUGGCAGUGUGGAUGCUGUCCCACCAGAGCUGCACGUUAGAGCUUCUCCAGAGGCAGAAACCUUGCACCAGGUGGAAACCAACGGGGCUCUGGCAGAGGAUCACUGCUCUGACAUUGUCGUCUCUGUGACAGGAAAAGAAAUUGCUGUUUCGGAUCAAGAUGGUGCAGAAUCCAAGGAGGUUGUGGGUGUAGAUGGAAUGACACUGUUGCAAUCCUCAUUGCAGGAUUCUGAUGUCAGUGAUAAUUUUGCAAAUGGACCUUUCUCCAUGGAGCUGACACAGAAUGAGGACAGCUCUAGCCAGAUGGAAGUAGAAGGCUCCUUAAACUUGGACAUUUUUAGUUCAAAAUUACUAGAUCACCCUUACUGUAAAAGUCCUCUUGAGGAGCCUUCACCAGAAAGCACAGGAAAAAAUCUGAAAUCAGGAACUCGGAAGGGAGGCAAAAGGAACAGUCAGAAAACUUCCCGGGUGGCUGAUGAGCAGUUGGCAGCGUGGCUUUGUGGAUUCCUAGAUGAAGUUAUGAAGAAAUAUGGCAGUUUAGUACCACUCUGUGAAAAAGAUGUCAUGGGAAGAUUGAAAGAAGUCUUUAAUGAAGAUUUCUCCCAUAGAAAACCUUUUAUCACCAGGGAAAUCAUGAAGUAUCGGGAAAAGCAUCCAAAAACCUCCACUUGCAAUUUCCGGGUCUUCUAUAAUAAGCACAUGCUAGAUAUGGAUGAUUUGGCUACACUGGAAGGCCAGAACUGGCUGAAUGACCAGAUAAUAAACAUGUAUGGUGAACUCGUUAUGGAUGCAGUCCCUGAAAAGGUUCAUUUCUUUAACAGCUUUUUUCAUAGACAGCUUGUAACCAAAGGAUAUAAUGGGGUGAAGCGAUGGACUAAAAAGGUGGACUUGUUUAAAAAGACUCUCUUGUUAAUUCCUAUUCACCUGGAAGUCCACUGGUCCCUCAUUACUGUGAACAUCCCCAGUCGAAUUAUUUCGUUUUACGAUUCCCAAGGCAUUCAUUUUAAGUUUUGUGUAGAGAACAUUCGAAAGUAUUUGCUGACUGAAGCAAAAGAGAAGAAUCACCCUGAAUUCCUUCAGGGUUGGCAGACUGCUGUGACAAAGUGCAUUCCACAACAGAAAAAUGACAGUGACUGUGGGGUUUUUGUGCUCCAGUACUGCAAGUGCCUCGCCUUAGACCAGCCUUUUCAGUUCUCCCAGGAAGAUAUGCCCCGAGUGAGAAAAAGGAUUUACAAGGAGCUGUGUGAACGCCAGCUAAUAGACUAAUAAAAUGCAGCCAACCUAAUUUCUCUGGCAUUUCUGACAAGUUGCAGCUGGUGUUUGUGUACUUGAAUUUCUGAAAAUUUCCAUGAAUUUUGAGCGAUUCUCAGCUGAGUGGUGUGGCCACUGUUGUUACCUCAAUCUUUUGCAAACUUCUUUAUUGGCAGGACAUAACAGAGCUGCCAUAGACUAUUCCUAAUGUCAGUUUGGUUCUCUUAUGUUCUUUCCUGUAUUUAAUAUUUAUUAUUUCAGCAUGCAUAUAGUCAAAGCAUGCAACUAAAACCAUGAAAUGGUAGAUUUGGGGCACCUUUGAGGUGUAGCUAGAAAUGACAAAUACAGGUGAAUUUGUCUGGAAAAAUAAAGAUGCAUGAUAUGUUUUCUGAUGCAAUAAUGCUUUGAAUGUAUCAAAAAAAGAUCAAUGCCAUAAAAAGAACAGCUAGAACCUAUUUGAUAGUUCCAUUGUCCCUGUUGUGGCUGUGUAAUACUGAAUACCACAUUUUACACAUUUUUAGAGUGGCUAAACUCGUCUACAGCUUUAAUUUGUGAAGACCCCUUUUUCAAAUAGUUCAAGAUGCUCAUAAAAUUUGUUCUGUUAGCUUUUCUCUGGCUGUCAUUAUCAGCCUGUCCCUAUAGAUAAAAAGCAGCCUUUGCACAAAUAAAGCUUCAGCACUUGUCUGUAUAAUAGAAAGUACAGAAGUGUUCAGUCAGUCAGAUGGAUGGUAAGUUCCUAGAUGCUGCAGAAGUUUCCAUGAUGUGUGUAUUAAGGAGAAUUAUUAAGCUGGCCCUGAAGAGUCACAGCUUAGAUAGUAAGAUAAACUCCUUGGCCGUAACUGUUUACAUCUCAGAUGGCUUUGAGUCAUUUCUCAGAUCCACGAUAUGCAGUGAAAAUGUACCAUUUCUCCCUUCAGCUCUGUCUUCAUAGCUUAUUGUCUUUAACCUCCCGUUGGCUUUUGCUUUUGUUCAAAUGUAAAUUAAUUCAUCUCUGCUGCAUCUGCUGUUUGAUUGUCUCCAACAUGCGUGGUUUUGUCCGCGUGCAGUAGCACCGAUGGCUCUGGCUGGGAGUCCCGGCACUGGUGGUGGGUGCAGUGCAAACACAGCGAGGUGAUGUCAUCCUGCUCCAGAGGGAUGGGAGCCCUCGAGCCCAGCCCUAGCUUUGCAGGGUUGUUGUGCUGGGCAAAGGAUGAGGGAGAGUGGUGGAUCUGCUGGACUUCCACCUUGGUCUGUAAACUGUGAUGUGCUCCUUGCUGAAGAGAGCUACCUCUGUUUGAGGAGAUUGUUGUCUGGCACGGCUACACCGGCAAAUGUCUUUGCUGUGUUUUUCUGCCAGAUACAGGAAUGAGCCCAGAGGAAAAGUAUUUUCAUUGCUUAACAUCAUCUGCUGCACAGCUUCACUUUGUGUCCGUCCAUAGCCCUGGCUUCUGAUGGAGGAAAACCGCUUUGACUUCCCUGUCUUGCAAAUUAAUUCAGACUUGAGCUAAGCCAGGUGCAAAUCCCUCCUAGAUGACGGGAGGGAGAAGGGAGGGAGUGCCAAGCAGAGUCAGGCCAGGAAGUGGAAGCACAUGCACAUUAUGCUGUGCUGGAGAAGGAGUUCCUGCAGUAUCCUUGCAUGUUCCCACUUCCCCUUGUUGGCAGCUGGCAAGGACUGGCUUAAUUUAGCAAGAUAAGGAAAGCCUUAAGCACUUGGUUAGAUAAUUUAAACGAGGAACUUAAUGAAUCAGAAAGAACCUAAAACCCAGACAGGCAGGAUACAUGUGCCCAUUGAAUGGUGCAGAGCACCCCACAGCACAGAGUUUAUUUGUGUUUCCCUGAGGUUUAGCUGACAGGACGGCAACACCGCCUUGAGAUGAGUGCUUGUGAGCAGUGGAGGGUGACUUCCAUGAAAAUUGAAACUUGGGAUGUAGUUUCUCCUGUGGGGUAGCACAGCCAGUAUACAUAUAUACAGCCAGUAUAAGCCAGUGCUGCCAUUCUUAUCUUCUCUGUGCCCUGGUGUCACAUGAAUGGUUCUAAUGCUUUUGUGGUGGGACAACUGGUUCAGGUCACAACAAACCCAGAGGACAGUUCUUACCUCAGUGUAACUUGCUACUAAAUGUAUAUCCUGGUAUGAAGGAAAACAGAAUUGUGUGGCCAGGAAAAGCUGUGGAGGUGGUGCCACUUUGGGUGCAUGCAAGUGAGCUUUAUUUUCAAGACUCCUGGCAGAGAGGGAGUGGAACAAAAAGAGAACUGCAUGAGCAAAUUGCUUUUAUUUUCAGAACUUGAGCAAUUUGCUAAGGGAGCUUGAAAGAUGUCCUUUGAGGGUACCAGCCUGGGAGGCUCAAUGCCUCAAAGAAAAAACCCUUAUUUUUUUGUGCAAGUUGCCUUGUUGAAGGAUAUUUUUCCUUGCAUGGGAAUGUGCUGGAACAUUGCACUACAGACAGUUGUUUCCUACUGCUUGGUGCCUACUGCUGAUUGGUAGGAUCCAUCUUGCUCUAUAUGAGAGAUCAUGAGGAGUCUUUAAUCACCGUCCCCUUAUCAACAGCAUCAGCCAAAGUGCAGGAUUUCUGUGAAUUGUGUGUUGAACGUGGGUGCUUUGAAGCAAGUGCAUGUGUGUCCCAGAUCGUUUGAGGGGAGGGGUCUUGCACUUGAAUCAGCUGCCUUGUGAACUGGGGAACAGGGUGGGGAAACAUGCAUGUUGGAAAGUGCUUCUUAUGUGCUUUCUUGUCAUCUAGAGGUUUCCUGACAAGUGUUCCAGUUGGUUAUGGGGCAGCACAGAGGAGUUGCACUUGAGUCUCCAGCUGUGAACACACCAGUGAGGGGCCUCUGAAAAAAAAAGAAGGGGAAAUUGAAAACAGAUCUAAUGUAAGCAAAGUAUGUUGGUGCAGUGUUGAAAUUAAUCACAGGCAGUCGGAAUCUCAGGCUCUGUAAUGGUGUAUCCUGUGAAACUGGACUAAUUAACUCCUCCUUGAGAAUGUCUUUGAUGCCUUAAAGGAGAUGGACUUCAUAAUCUGUAGUCAUUUUACUAGUUCUUAAAACAUUCAGAACUAUGUAGAGUGUUUUUAUUAUGAGAGGCACAUUUAUGUGGAUGUAGUUAUGGCUGUUAGCAAUUCCAUUAAUGUGAUCUUCAGAUUUUCAUAAAUCACUCUGAACUGGUUUGGCAGAUGCUUAAAUUUCACGACUUGUUCCAAAGAGAUUGUCUCGCUGUGCUGAUUUAUACAAAUAGUCCCAGAACUCGUGAAGCCUCUGCCUUGUGCGUGACAAAUUUAAGCUACCUGAGUUGUAAUAAACCUUAAACAGAAUUGAAAAUGAAUUAUCAGUUUCCAUUUCGUUUGCUUUAAUCUAUAGUUUUAAAUGACUGUGCCCCUGAUACAAAUCAAUAAAUGCAGAGUGUGGCCUUGAUUCUGCAAGGUGAGUGGAGAGAUGCCUAUUGCUGAGCUGCUGGUACUUGCAGAUGGAGGCUGGACCUUUGUGCUGUCUAAUAUGCAAUUGUUCUGUUCUUACCUGGCUCUCCUGAGUGUGAAGGUGAUAUUUGGAAUGUUUCACAUGCACUGAUCACCGAGCCAGACAGGCUUGCACAGAGCUGCUGGCUUGUGUUGAAUCUCCAGCGUAACGCUUAAACUACCUUUACUUUCUCAGAGUUUUGAUUGGCGUUAUCUACUGUAGCAUUUACUCAAUUCAAUGUGAAAAUUUAAACCUUGGAAAAUGCUGCAGAGUUAACUCCACUGAGCAACGACUGCGCUGUGGGUGUGCUCUUGCAUUGAAUGAAGCCCAUGUUCCUGUGAAGUAAUAAAAUUGAGUUUUACCAUAAACCCUAUUUUCUUUCAGCGGUUUGGUUUCAUUUUAAUUUUAAAAGCAAGCGAUGUGAUGUUUGAGAGAAUGUUUGUAGCAGCUUGUUUUGGGAUGUGUUAUUAGGAGAAGCCUCUCCAGGUUGAUUAGUUCAAUAACUCUGAGUUGAGACUAAUGAUGCUCUCUGUCUCGCAGUGAUGUAACUUACUGUGGUUAAGUUCUGACAACAUACAAGAUUGGAGAUGUCACCCAUUGCAUAAAUAAGGGUGGAAAUCUUGCAUUAGACACUUUCUUCUAAGGUGGCAUUUAAACACAAAUCUGUCAACAGAACACAUAGGACUUAAAUUGCUUUUCUAGAUCAAACUACACUAAUGCCCUUCUUGUAUUGCUUGUGGAUUUAGCUGUGUAACUAUAGAGUUAAAUCUUGUCUUUGCCACAUGUUACAAAGCUAUACAGCUUGUGAAUUUGUGAUAAUGGUGAGAAUGAAGGCUUAGCAAAUGUCUCUUUAAGCUAUUAAUCAUGAGACUGGCAACAUCAUUGUCUUUAUUACAUUCAUAAUUUAAAAAUCCUAUCAUGGAGGAGGAAACAUGGAUGCUUGUUAAAUAUAUUCUUCAGUGGAAAGUACUAAGAAAUCAGAUCAUUAAAGUACAGAAUCAUAAGAGACACUAAAGCCUUGCCAGGAACAAUAAUUACUAUUUAUAUGUAAUAGGCACUGGGAGGGAAAAAGAUGAGUCUGGUUUGCUUAUGCCUGAACUUAAUGGGUUUUAUGAGUAACCAGCUAGAAGGAUUUGGGGAUUGAAUUUCAUUUCAGAGUAUGUAAUAUUACAAACUAUAGAGCUAAAAACUGUUGUAAAAGGAGUGAAAUAUCUUGAGAAAUCAACUGGUUUGUUUUCUCUCGACACAAGUAAGCAGAACAUGUGCGAAGCAGCUCCAGCCCCUGCCUGAAAUCCUGAUGAGUUCUUAAUUCUUGGGUUUAAUUUCAGCAUUGCUGGUAACUCAUCUCCCCUAACCUGGUACUUUGAGCUUUCAGACCUUACCUAGAUGCUGAGGUUACCUGGGACUCUUUACAGUCAACUUUGGGAAGUGGUUGAGAGGAAAAGGGAUCAAAAAUCCGUUGGGGAAUCUGUUUGCACCACCUUGUGAUAAAUGUUUUGUGGGGGGAAGGUCAGGGGAGAAACUGAGCUUUAAAAAGAUAUAUUUAACUGGAUAAUGUGGGUCAGGUGAGCUUGAUGCAGACAAGGAGCCAUCUUGUUUAUGGAAACCUUUGAGGUGAGUGGGAGAGAAAUGCAGGGAGGAGAUGCCUUCUGCAAGGAUCAUUGCUCUGCAUAAAGGGACACUGUCUUGCUUCAAUCCUGUGCAUUUUACAUCAACUUAAUGCAGGCAGCAACUGCAGCAAAGGAAGACAUUCCCUCUGCAGUGCUCAGCAGUGUUAGGGUAGUUGGGGCUUGACAAUUUAUCCUCAGCAUCUCUUGACAGCUCCAGCCCACUGAGGAGCUGGCAGGCAUUGCUGCUCCGGGCAGACAUGGGGCUGCUCCAAGGGAAGGCC